Entrophospora candida is the source of this 1947-nucleotide messenger RNA. The record is from the annotation of a GenBank genome assembly. Lineage: Eukaryota; Fungi; Glomeromycota; Glomeromycetes; Entrophosporales; Entrophosporaceae.
AUGUGUGGUAUAUUCGCAUAUUCCAAUUAUUUAUUAGCAAAAGACAGAAAAGAAAUAAUUGAUACACUUAUCAGUGGCUUGGCUCGUCUGGAGUAUCGUGGGUAUGACUCAGCAGGGCUAGCAGUAGAUGCCGAUGAUCCUAACGAAGUCUUAGUGUAUAAGCAAGUUGGAAAAGUUGGUGCUUUAAAAAAAUUUGCUUCAGAGCAACAAGUUGAUUUUGAAAAACAAUUUGUAAAUCAUUGUGGUAUGGCUCAUACUCGUUGGGCUACUCACGGUGAACCCUCUACAACAAACUCUCAUCCUCACAGAUCUGAUGUAAAGGGUGAAUUCACCGUAGUUCAUAAUGGUAUCAUUACAAAUUACAAAGAACUUAAAUUAGUUCUUGAAAAAAAAGGUUACAAGUUUGAAUCUGAAACUGACACUGAAGCUGUUGCAAAACUCGCUAAAUAUUUAUAUGAUUCUCAAAAGGCUAAUCAAAAUUUAAGUUUUACUUCUCUUGUUAAAGUUGCAACACGUCGUGGGUCUCCUCUUUUGAUUGGUGUAAAAACGGAAAAAAAAUUAAAAGUUGAUUUUGUUGACGUUGAAUUUGGAACAGAUGACAAAGUUGUUGAUACCAAUUUAUUAACAGCUCCAACUGAUGGUCAUCCUAAACUCAGACGUAGUCAAUCACGUGCUUUUCUUAGUGAAGAUGGUUUCCCUCAACCAAUUGAAUAUUUUCUUGCAUCUGAUCCUUCUGCAAUUGUUGAGCAUACAAAAAGAGUUCUUUAUUUAGAAGAUGAUGAUAUAGGACAUAUGAGUGAAGGAGCUGUUCGUUCCAUUCAAACUUUGGAGAUUGAACUUGCAGAGAUUAUGAAAGGAUCCUUUGAUCAUUUUAUGCAAAAGGAAAUUUUUGAACAACCUGAAUCUGUAGUGAAUACUAUGCGUGGUCGUGUUAACUUUGAUAAGCAUGAGGUGACGCUUGGUGGUCUUAAAUCCUAUCUAGCAACUAUUAGACGUUGUAGACGUAUAGUUUUCUGUGCAUGUGGUACAAGUUAUCACUCUUGUGUGGCUACACGUGCAAUUUUUGAAGAAUUAACUGAAAUUCCUAUUUCUGUGGAAUUGGCCAGUGAUUUCUUGGAUAGGAAAACUCCAAUCUUUAGAGACGAUGUUUGUGUAUUUGUUUCACAGUCCGGUGAAACUGCUGACACAAUUCUUGCAUUAAGAUAUUGUCUUGAACGUGGAGCUUUAUGCUUAGGUAUUACAAACACUGUUGGCUCUACCAUUUCACGUGAAACACAUUGUGGUGUUCAUAUCAAUGCAGGUCCUGAAAUCGGUGUUGCUUCUACAAAAGCUUAUACAUCCCAAUAUAUUUCAUUGGUCAUGAUGGCCAUCCAAUUGAGUGAGGACAGAUCAUCAAUGACACAAAGACGCAAAGAUAUCAUUGAUGAUCUUAGCAAAUUACCACAACAUAUCAGAGAAGUACUUAACCUUGAUAAAGGGUUAGAACGACUUGCAAAAGAAGUUUUAUACAAGGAAAAAAGUCUUUUAAUCAUGGGUCGUGGUUAUCAACAUGCUACAUGUCUUGAAGGUGCCUUGAAGAUUAAAGAAGUUUCUUAUAUGCAUUCUGAAGGUAUUUUGGCCGGUGAAUUGAAACAUGGUCCUUUAGCACUUAUUGAUGAGAAUAUGCCAGUUAUUCUUAUCAUGACGAAAGAUUCAUUGUAUCCAAAAGUACAAAGUGCUCUUGAACAAGUAUCGGCUCGUAAAGGUCAACCAAUCAUUAUUUGUAAUAAUGGCGAUGAUGGAAUAUCAGAUCAAUACAAAACAAUCCGUGUUCCCAAAACCGUUGAUUGUCUACAAGGUCUUCUUACGAUCAUUCCUUUGCAAAUAUUGUCAUACCAUUUAGCUGUUAUGAAUGGUGUCGAUGUAGAUUUCCCAAGAAAUUUAGCUAAAUCUGUAACUGUCGAAUAA